Molecule: messenger RNA, 824 nt
Organism: Centruroides sculpturatus (bark scorpion)
Lineage: Eukaryota; Metazoa; Arthropoda; Arachnida; Scorpiones; Buthidae
Product: catechol O-methyltransferase domain-containing protein 1-like
Exons: 6
Coding region: 201-749 (182 amino acids)
Molecular function (GO): S-adenosylmethionine-dependent methyltransferase activity; O-methyltransferase activity
Source: RefSeq, a predicted model, not a curated record
GAAUGCAAAGGUUUCUUGCUAAACGUUUUUUGACAAUCUUCCUCCCGAUUUCUAGAUAUAGCGUCUGCUUUCCCAUGUUUGGCAGUACAAAAGACAUAUUUGGACCUUUGUGGCAAAUGAGAAGCAAAUUAUGCUGAUAGAAAAUUAUAGGGAUUGACAGGAUACCACCGUUGAACUUCAAGUUAACAAGAGAACUUCCUAUGGGUAUGAUGAUGGGUUCUUUAGAAACUCUGCAGCUUAUUCAUAAUUUAAUUUAUGCAACAAAUGCAAAGAAAGUACUGGAUAUAGGCGUAUUCACUGGAUGCAGCGCGCUGGCUGAAGCUCUGGCCUUGCCUGAUGAUGGGAAAGUAGUAGCUUGUGAUGUUAAUGAAAAUUCUGUGAAUGUUGGAAAGCCAAUCUGGAAAGAAGCUGGAGUUUAUGAUAAAAUUGAUCUAAGAAUUGCUCCAGCUCUCGAAACUCUAGAUGAAUUGAUCGCCAAUGGAGAAGCCGGAACUUUCGAUUUUGCUUUCAUUGAUGCAGAUAAAGGAAACUAUUUGAAUUAUUAUGAAAGAUGCCUCGUUUUGUUGAAACCGAGAGGAAUCAUAGCAGUAGAUAAUGUUUUAGCGACAGGAAAAGUUGUAGAAAAAGAUUGCAAUGACGACAGAACCACGUCUUUAAAAAAUUUUAAUACAGCUUUGAAGGACGAUCCUAGAAUUAAAAUAUCUAUGUUGUAUGCAGGAGAUGGUCUAACUUUAGCCUUUAAAUUGUAGAUUUGCACUACAGCAAAUACCUGAUGGCUUUAAAAUGAAUUUCUGAAUAAAUUGAUUUUGAUUUUUUUAAUGAAA